CCAAAAUGUCUGCGCCCAUGAAAAAUGUGUCCUCUCUGGGAAAACUAGUUUUUGAGAGAUCUUCCUUUUUAAAUGAGAAAGAAAAACAUAAGGAACGUAUUGUGGAACAUUCAUUUAAUUCUUCAGUUCAUAUCAUGCUACCAGAGUAUGCCAAGAUUCCUACAUCAGUAGACAACCUGUUAGAUGGCCAGUUGGCGUAUCUUGCAAAGCAAGUACCUCUACAAACAUUGGUUGACAUAGAGUUUAUAGAUGGCUUCAUUAAAGGAGGUAGUGUACUUAUGAUAUCACAUGGAACAGCGAUAGAUACAGACAAUUGUGUUGCUCUACUGCCUACAGGGAAACUUGUGUUGAACUUGUGCAAAGAUACAUAUCAGAAGUUUGGUAUAAAUGGUCAGCCGUCACAUGUAGACAAGAAUACAGGAAAAUUUGUGGUACAAGUGGAUGUCUUGGCAGAGAAGUUUCAUCCAGGACAGAAGCUGUAUGACCGUGUUAAACGGUGUCUUGCGCAACUUCCCUUCUUUAAUUUAUUAGUCACAUGGAAAUCUAACAAUGAAAAAGUGUGUACAUCUUCUAUCCAGAACUACUUUGUGUCAAAUAACAUACAAUGUAGCCGAGUGAAGAUGUCCAAAACGUUACAUAAGUUUACAGAUAUGAGGGUACCUAUCAUAGAUUCGGAGAUACUCUGUCCUAGCAAUGACCAACAAGCAUGCGGCUAUGAGGAGAUGUUUGAAUGGUUGGGUGCUUGUGCUGUGGGCAUAGACAUGUAUGAAGAAGAUGGGUAUGUAUCAACAUAUUCUUGUCCCAGUCCUAACAGAGAGGUGAAAUGUUGUGUUGGCUGUCAGUACCAGGGAUUUUUUCAUCCAGAAACUGUCCAGCAAACAGUAGAUCUACUAAGGAAAUACAUGAAAGAGAAGAACCUGCCGUGGUGCAGUGUUACAGUCCAUGGUUUUAUGGACACUCCCCUCUCCUGGAAAUAUGACCAUGGUUUCCAUAGAAACGGUGACAAUCUAUACACACUACUCAUGUUCAGGAAUGAAGAUUAUUGGAUGUUUUCAGGGGUUGGAGGCAGUGAUAUUUGUCCCUGAUUGCUAAAGCGUUUUCUAUAUUGUCUAUAAAUCCAACAAGUGCGAUGAAGCCAACAUUAAAGGCCCAAUUUGCCUCAGAAUUGCUUUUAUUUUCACAUUUUUAAUGUCCUUAAGAAUGAAAAAAAUAUUCGUUUCUGAGGCAUAGUGUGCCUUUAAGUUUCAGAAAUCCGUGCAGUAUUGAAAGGAAGUUGAGAGUUUCUUCUGGAAAAUUUAAAUUCAGGGGAAUUUCCCACUGAUGUAUAGUGAAUUAAUUUAAUUUCCUUGGCAUGAAAUUUCGUGGUUUUGUUUCAAAGGAUAUUUUAUGGGUUUUUAUAUCCAUGGAUUGUAUAUUUUAGCAAAAAAGGAAAAUGCAAAUAAUGGAAAAGUAAAAAAUAAAUAUUAUAAUGUAAAAAAAUUAUACAAUAGACAAAAUGAAAUUUCAUUGGAUGUUAAAUUUGUGGAUUAAAUUUGUGCCACACAAAUAGUGAUGAUUUUGCAGUAAAUGGUAGAAAUAAUUGGCAAUGUAAACAUGUCUUAGCCAAAAAUGUAUAACAUACAUAAAAUGGUAAUAAAUAAAUUCCAAAAUGGAAA
Ruditapes philippinarum (Manila clam) is the source of this 1655-nucleotide messenger RNA. Its product is annotated as ribonuclease P protein subunit p40-like. Gene Ontology annotation, biological process: tRNA 3'-end processing; tRNA 5'-leader removal; endonucleolytic cleavage in ITS1 to separate SSU-rRNA from 5.8S rRNA and LSU-rRNA from tricistronic rRNA transcript (SSU-rRNA, 5.8S rRNA, LSU-rRNA). The coding region runs from base 6 to 1085 and encodes 359 amino acids. The record is from RefSeq and is a predicted model, not a curated record. Gene Ontology annotation, molecular function: ribonuclease P activity; ribonuclease MRP activity. Gene Ontology annotation, cellular component: multimeric ribonuclease P complex; ribonuclease MRP complex. Lineage: Eukaryota; Metazoa; Mollusca; Bivalvia; Venerida; Veneridae. The transcript is spliced from 8 exons.